Durio zibethinus is the source of this 1085-nucleotide messenger RNA. RefSeq lists its product as uncharacterized. Lineage: Eukaryota; Viridiplantae; Streptophyta; Magnoliopsida; Malvales; Malvaceae. The record is from RefSeq and is a predicted model, not a curated record.
UUUUUUUUUUUUAAUUUGAAUUCAUUAGUAUUUCCAUUUCUCCAGGAAAGCAAAGGAAAAAAAAGAAAGGCCAAUAAAAAAGAGAGAAAAUUAAGAGGGAUAGAGGGUUUAUGCAAUGUAACGAACCAAGGCCUAAUUGAAUCCAAUAUUGAUGCUCCCCCUUCCCUUUCUUGUAGCUCCGGUUCGUAUCUUGCUCUGCAAAUUCUCAAAUUUUAACCAUUUUUUUACCUCCGAAGCCAAACAAAGCAUAAAGACGAAAGGCAGGGAGAGAAAAAGGGAAGCGAUGAUAACGCGAUCGAAUUUAGCAGAGCAGUUGAGAGAGUAUCAGAUUCGAUCUAAGCACGAUUGGGCCUCCGUUUCGUUUUUCUCAUCCACGUCUAAUCUCACAUCUUCUAGGGUGGAUGUUGUGGUCUUUGUUAUAUGGGAACUCAUUAUUUUAGCUUUCCUGGUUUUCUCAGCUGUUUCUUUAUAUUUUAGGCAUAUGCAACUUGCCUUUAUUCUAAUAUGCAUCACAAUGCUAUCGCUUCUCUGCAUGAAAAUCACAAAGCAAGUGAGAUUGGCUGGGAAAAAGAAAAGAAGGAUGCUUCUUCCAUUAUCUAUGUAGAACUACAUGAAGCUUGAAUUUGUUUAAAAGGGACUAACAUUGAUGUGUAAAUUUGAGAUUUAUUGAUCAUUAUAUUUGGUCUACACUUGCUCUGGUCUACUGAAAUAAGUAAUUGUGCCUGAAGCAAGCUGAUGAAGGAAUAUACUUUGAUUUGGUCACCUCAAAAGUCGGUGAACCAUGGCAAGUCUAGUGAUUUGAGAUGGAAAGUUGGGAUGUUUUAAUUGAACUAGUAGCAGUUAAUUUUAAGGUAUGAUGUCUUUCUCACUACCUUUGUGCCGUAUGCAUGGCUCUGGGAUACUAUAUUGGGAAUGUAGUGAACAAUAUUUGCUUUCAUUUGUAAUUUGCUUAGACUUGGUUGUAGUUUAAAAGACAUUAGAGGAUAGAAAUGGGCACUGUGAGUGAUUGAAACAUUUUUGCAUGUAUGGUGUACCCAUAUAGCUGAUUUGCAACAAUAAUAUAUGCCAUUUACAGUUUCCCGGUU